CUCGACUUUGGAGGCGAUACAUCCCUGCCUCCUCCCCCAAACUUGAGCCCUGAGGAAGAGAAACGGCUCUUCAGGAAGAUAGAUCUCAGAUUAAUGCCCAUCCUAUCCUUGAUGUAUCUACUAAGUUUCUUGGAUCGGGGUGCAUGGAUAUGGGCAGGCAACGCGCGUCUACAAGGACUCGAGAAACAGCUUCAUCUCGUUGGCAAUCAGUACAACAUUGCCCUCACAAUGUAUUUUGUCCCGUAUUGCCUCUUCGAAUGUCCAGCCAAUCUCGUCCUCAAGAAGUUUCGCCCAUCACGGUGGCUUCCAGGUAUCACGAUCGUCUGGGGAAUAGUAAUGACCCUCAUGGGUCUCGUCAAGACGUACCCACAGCUUGUUGGCGUUCGAGUAUGUUUAGGGGUUGCUGAAGCUGGCCUUUUCCCGGGCGUAGUAUAUUACUUAACUCUAUGGUAUCCCCGUGCAAUGCUUCAGUUUCGAGUCGGCAUCUUCUUUGGUGCUGCAUCCCUAGCCGGUGCCUUUUCGGGGUUGCUCGCAUUCGGGAUCUCGUUCAUGAGCGGUACUGCAGGUCUGUUGGGUUGGUCGUGGAUUUUUAUAUUGGAGGGCAUUGCAACUGUUCUGGUCGGAAUCCUAGCUCUCUUUGUGCUUGUCGACUUCCCUGCGACGGCUGGCUUUCUCACUCCCGAGGAGAGGUCGUACAUUGUGUGGAGGAAAAAAUUUGAUAACUCCUCAGUCGGCGAGGAGGAACGUUUCGCGAUGCGCCACUUGUUGUCGGCUCUGGCCGACUGGCAAGUCUGGCUGCACAUACUUGUCUACAUGUCCAUCAUUGGUCCGCUCUACGGGAUCUCUCUGUUCCUUCCGACGAUCAUCAGUAAUUUUGGAUUCACCACUGCAAUCAGCCAACUCUUGACUGUGCCCCCGUAUAUUUUUGCGACGAUCGUCCUCAUCAUAUUCGCCAUCUGGUCAGAUUCAAUUCAAAAGCGUUCGCCGUUCAUCCUCGCCGGGCUCUCUAUGCUCCUUGUCGGCUUUGCGAUCAACAUUUCCGACACCACGUCGGGCGUGAAGUACUUCGGCACCUUCUUUUGCGUCGCUGGUGCCUACGCGAGCUUCCCGGGUGUUGUUAGCUGGCUCGGCAAUAACCUUGCCGGCCAGUACAAGCGUGGAGUGGGCAUGGCCUUGCAUAUUGGUAUCGGCAACUUCAGUGGCGCAAUCGCCUCGAAUGUUUUCCGAUCCCAAGAUACGCCACGUUUCAUCAUUGGUCACGGCAUUAUGCUGAUGUUUGUUGGCAUCGGUUUCGUAUCGGUGCCCAUCGUAGUCCUGCUCUAUAUUCGUAUCAAUCGAGAACGAGACAGGGUCUUGGCGGAGGGUGGUGUAAAGUAUACAGACAAGCAGUUAAGAGAACUGGGCGACCGUGCUCCUGAUUUCAGAUACAUUCUGUGAACGAAGAAUAAAUAGUCCCUUGAGCGAGGGCAUGUGUAUCGUAUGUACCACGAAGUAUAUGAUUAGCUGAUUCAUGAGAGCCCUCAACUGCACAUUUGAGGUAGAUAAAAAUCCCAAGCCCAGGCGAUUCAACUCGCUGCUGUAACCGUAGACCAUCAUCCAAGUGCCAUCGAGAUUGGGG
Messenger RNA from Heterobasidion irregulare TC 32-1, 1618 nucleotides. RefSeq names its product major facilitator superfamily. Gene Ontology annotation, cellular component: membrane. The coding region runs from base 94 to 1437 and encodes 447 amino acids. Gene Ontology annotation, biological process: transmembrane transport. Lineage: Eukaryota; Fungi; Basidiomycota; Agaricomycetes; Russulales; Bondarzewiaceae. The transcript has 14 exons. The record is from RefSeq and is a predicted model, not a curated record. Gene Ontology annotation, molecular function: transmembrane transporter activity.